Messenger RNA from Nylanderia fulva, 493 nucleotides. RefSeq lists its product as uncharacterized. The record is from RefSeq and is a predicted model, not a curated record. Lineage: Eukaryota; Metazoa; Arthropoda; Insecta; Hymenoptera; Formicidae.
AUGCAGCGUGACUUGUGGACAAGGACGACAAGAUUGCGAUACCAAAGGAUUUCUCGGUUGGCUCGGAAUAAAAUCUUGAUCUGUGUAAAUUUCAAAGCAUUCAAGAAAGCUACUCCGGAGAGUGACAAAAUAUCGUCAAAUAAUAUUACUCCUACUCUUUCAAAAAGUGAUCUCACAAACAAACUCGAGAUAAAAUUGAAUAGACUCCGACGUAAAAAUUACAAUUCGGAUCGCUAUACUAAUGAUGAUCACAAAGAGGAUGACAACAUUCGGAGACAGAUAAAACGAGCAGGCAAAAAUGAUAGAAAACCGAAAAUAUGGGAUCAAUGGGGCAAUUGGUCUACAUGCAGUGUUACUUGUGGAAUAGGAAAAAUUACGAGAUGGAGGCAUUGUAUAAGUGGAAGUUGUUCCUUAGGAGAGAAGAAAGCUCAAUUAAAAACUUGCACUUCUGCAGCAUGUUAAAAUAUUCUGAAUAGACAAGAUAGCUGUAUAA